Molecule: messenger RNA, 894 nt
Organism: Pedinophyceae sp. YPF-701
Lineage: Eukaryota; Viridiplantae; Chlorophyta; Pedinophyceae
Source: the annotation of a GenBank genome assembly
AUGUCGCUGCUGCCUCACGCCGCCGCGAUGCGGUCAGCGGCGCUUGCGCCCGCCCGCUGCAUUUGCGCAAGGGCGGCGCGCGGGCCGGCGCCGCGAAUGGGCGUCCGGGCGCGCUCGCAGGGCCCGUUCAAGGACCAGGCGCCAAACGAGGAGCAGCUGGCGCAGAUGAAGGCACAGUACGAGGAGGCUAUGAAGGACCCUACGAUCAGGGACAAGAUGGCGCAGGUGCAGGAAAUGAUGAAGAAUCCGGGGGUUCUGAAAGAGAUGCAGGCCAUGCAGGCCGCGAUGUCGACGCCGGGGUUCCAGGAGAAGGUCGCGGCGCUCAAGGACGACCCUGAGUUCAAGGAGAUGUUCGACGACAUCAAGAGCAACGGCAUGGGCGCCAUCAUGAAGUACUAUAACGACCCUAAGUGGGUGGCGAAGAUCGCCGCGGCGGUCGGCUCGCCCGGCGCCGCUCCGGAGGCCGCGGCCGCAGCUCCCGCCGCCGCCGCUGCUGCUCCCGAGGUGGACAACCUGAUCGACGCGGCCAAGGUCGGGGACAUGGAGGCGGUCGAGGAUUUCAUCGCCGUCGGCAAGGACCUCAACAUGACGGACGCCGAGGGCCGCACGCCGCUGCACUUCGCGUGCGCGUACAACCGGCUGCAGGUGGUGUCGGAGCUGCUGACAGCAGGGGCCGAGCUGGAGAUCUCCGACAGCAAGAAUAACACCCCCCUGCACUACGCGGCGGGGUACGGCCGCGCGGAGGCGGUGCGGAUGCUCCUCGAGGCCGGCGCGAGCACCGCCGCGCAGAACGCCACCGGGAAGACCCCCCUGGACUUGGUCAAGCUGUCUGACCAGAACCCGCUGAACGCCGACGAGGACCUCUGCUUCCAGCUCGAGCCAAAAACGGCGUGA